AUGUCGAGUAGCCUCGAAGCAAAGAUCGUAGUCCUCGGCAGCCAGGGCGUUGGCAAGACGUCGCUCGUCCACCGCUACGUCAAGAACGCCUUUACGCCCCCCACGACCCAGUCGACCAUCGGCGCCUCGUUUCUGACCAAGCGCGUCGUCGACAUCGACACGUCGACCGUCGUGCGUCUGCAGAUAUGGGACACGGCCGGCCAGGAACGCUUCCGCUCCAUCUCCAAGCUAUACUACCGAGGUGCAAACGCCGCAGUGCUGUGCUACGACAUCACCGACCCGCAGUCGUUUGAGGAAAUGGGCCGCUGGUUCAAGGAGCUCAAGACGAACCUGGGCGACGACACCAUCCUGCACGUUGUAGGCACAAAGUCGGACAUCAUAGCCGCAGACCCCUCGAAGCGCAAGGUGCCCUUUGAACGCUGCAUCGCCUACGUGGCCGAGAACCUCUACCCCGCACAGCCCGCACAACCUCACAAUCCCCAGUCAAAUGGCUGGGGCUCGGUGCCUGCAACCUUCCACAGUGGCGCCAUGGCCUCGCCGCAGAGCAACCGGUCUAGCGGCUUCUGGGGGCAAGACAUUGGCUGGGACUGCUGCCACGAAAUCAGUGCAAAAGACGGUGAGGGCGUCGACGAAGUCUUCCGCGUCAUCACGCGCAAACUGGUCGAGCAGGAGCAAAAGAAACUUGAAGAGGAGCAGAGACAACUGACCAUGGCUGGCGCCACGCCAGUCCUUGACAACAACGGCAACGUGACUGGCUACUUUGAUUAUCCUGGCGCUCCCAACGGGAGCUUCCGCCUAGGCGCCGCCGACAAGAGGCGAAGCUGGCUAGGCUUUCCCACAACGCCCGGUGCUACAGGCCAGCAGCAAGAGUGGGAAGAAGACAUCAACCGAGUCCAGAAGACUAAGAGCGGAAGGUGUUGCUGA
Molecule: messenger RNA, 924 nt
Organism: Exserohilum turcica Et28A
Lineage: Eukaryota; Fungi; Ascomycota; Dothideomycetes; Pleosporales; Pleosporaceae
Exons: 2
Coding region: 1-924 (307 amino acids)
Biological process (GO): intracellular protein transport
Cellular component (GO): endomembrane system
Molecular function (GO): GTPase activity; GTP binding
Source: RefSeq, a predicted model, not a curated record